GUACGAGGGACCACUGUGGUGUCCAAGCUAUGGCUCCUCGUUUUGGUUUAUCGAAGCUCGCGCGAGGAGCGGGCAUUCCUCCUGAAGAUGAUCACAAAGUUUACGGCUUUCCUCUUCUUCUGCGCGAUGCCGUUUCGGAUCUAUUCCCUUGAGCAUGCAGAAACCCACAGCGCAGCCAGCGUCACGCUGGGUCCGCUGUAUUUUGUGAUGCUCAUCGUGGGCUUCUUGGGAAUUCCCGGCCUUGCCAGACUUCCUGGUGGCCUUUUCCUCGUACAGGUCAUUCUUUGCCGUGGCUGUGCAUGGCCUGGGAUUGGGUGGCGAAACAUACGCUGCAGGCCCAAGUGCUUGGAGCCUGCGGGUGACUGCGACCCCUCCUCCUCCAGUCAAGGGGAAUCCACCGACUGA
This is a messenger RNA of Symbiodinium pilosum, 405 nucleotides long. Lineage: Eukaryota; Dinophyceae; Suessiales; Symbiodiniaceae. The record is from the annotation of a GenBank genome assembly.